This is a messenger RNA of Seriola aureovittata, 5663 nucleotides long. RefSeq names its product G protein-coupled receptor, class C, group 6, member A (gene gprc6a). Gene Ontology annotation, molecular function: G protein-coupled receptor activity. Gene Ontology annotation, cellular component: membrane. The transcript is spliced from 6 exons. The coding region runs from base 158 to 2908 and encodes 916 amino acids. The record is from RefSeq and is a predicted model, not a curated record. Lineage: Eukaryota; Metazoa; Chordata; Actinopteri; Carangiformes; Carangidae. Gene Ontology annotation, biological process: G protein-coupled receptor signaling pathway.
CAGGGGAGAACAUGAGAGCAGUGAAGCAUGAAGGAGGAAGCACGAGGGAAUUUUCUGUUAGCCGAGUGAAGAUGCUUAAAAAGGAGAGUAUCAGUGUGCCGGAGGAGAAACACCACAGAGAGACCCAGUACAGAGGGACAGCACAGAGGACAGGACCAUGACCUGGACUGCUCUCAUCAUCUGUUCUCAUCUCACACUUCUCCUCAUGAUCCUGGAGACAGGACACACUGCUGACAACACCACCAGAGUGCUGGCAGCUACAGCUCCAGGAGAUAUCAUCAUCGGAGGAAUGUUUCCUGUUCAUACCACUGUGGAGAAGAGAAAGGAUGGAUCGUAUGAACCUUAUCCUCUGCCGUGUAUCAAGUUCAAGAAGAAAGCCCUGGCCAUGGUUCUGGCUAUGAUCAACGCUGUAGAGGUGAUGAAUAAAUCCCCUCUACUGACGGAGACGAACAUCACUCUGGGAUACCGGAUAUUGGACUCCUGCGCUGACGUCAGCACGACUCUGAGAGCAACCGCAGAUUUCAUGGGGAGGGAAGGAAGCAACACCUCUACCAGUAGACAGCCAAUCAUGGCUGUUAUAGGUCCCUCACAGUCGGGGACAACCAUCGCCAUGGCCAGGCAACUGACGCUCAGGAUGAUUCCUCAGAUAAGUUUUUCAGCGACCGCUGUGACUCUGAGUGAUAAGACCCGCUACCCUGCCUUCAUGAGGACCGUCCCUAAUGACAAGCACCAGACAGCUGCCAUGGUCCGUCUGAUCAAGACCUAUGACUGGAACUGGGUGGGCAUCAUUACCUCGGAUGGAGAGUAUGGGCGGUCAGCUCUUGAACUCUUUCUGACCCAGGCCUUAAAAAAUAAGAUCUGUGUGGCUUUCAGUUCAGUUCUCCCGGGCCCCGAGAACAGCCCGGAUUUCAAGCAAGUAAUCAAACAGGCCGCCAGAAACAUCCGUACCAAUAUCAAUGCCAAGGUCAUCGUGUCAUUUGCCAGGACAGAUCAAAUGACGCUCCUUUACCAGGAGCUGAAGGACCAGACGCUGAGAGAAGGAAAGGAAGUGGAUUCGAUGAGACGAGUCUGGUUGGCCAGUGACAGCUGGUCCUCCUCCAGCUCUGUCACAGGAAACCUCACUCUGAAGGACAUAGGAGACGUUGUGGGCUUCACCUUCAAAAAUGGAAAUGUAUCAUCACUCACUGAGUACCUGGAUAGGCUGGAGGCAGCCGGACAUCAACACACAGCGAAUAACUCCUUCCUGCAGGAGUUCUACCAGCAGCUAAAUGACAGUAACUUCUCUACAGACGCAGAGCUGGUGUCUGAGGCUGUGAGGGUCCUCAAAAAAGAGAUUAAUAAUGACACUGUCUUCAGUCUAGAGAUGGCUCUGAGCGCCAUCGCUCAUGCUGUGGCGUCUGUCUGCAGGAGCAGAGACUGUAAAACACCAGGCAGUGUGCAGCCCUGGGAGGUGCUGGAGGCUCUGAAGAAGCAGGGGUUUAAAUAUGGAGGGAAGAGCUACAACUUCAACGAGGAAGGAGACUUACUCCUGGGCUACGACAUGAACCUGUGGAGGUCCGACGGAGGAGAAAUCCACAUCAAUGAAGUCGUGGCUGAGUACGACUUACUCACCAACAACUUCACUUACACCAACCACAGCACCACCCAGCAGCUCGUGAAACUGAAGGACAUCAAGUCUAAAUGCUCUAACAGCUGUGUCCCUGGAGAGAUUAAGAAGACAGCUGAAGGUCAACACAUCUGCUGUUACGAGUGCAUCAACUGUACAGCGAACCACUACUCUAAUGAGACAGACAUGGACCAGUGUCUGAGCUGUGACACAGAAACAGAGUGGUCUUCAGAGCGCAGCUCCGUCUGCACCCCCAAAACCCUGACCUACUUCUCCUGGGACGACAGCUUCGCCGUGGCGCUCGUGACCUUCACUGCCCUGGGCAUCGUCCUGGUUCUGAUGGUAUCGGCUCUGUUCUUACACCAGCGUGACACUCCGGUGGUGAAGGCUGCCGGGGGGCCCCUGAGCCAGGUCAUCCUCUUCUCUCUGGUCGUCAGCUACAUCAGUGCCAUGCUGUUUGUGGGUCAGCCCAACUCUCCCCAGUGUAAGGCUCGACAGGUGCUGUUUGGCAUCAGCUUCACUCUGUGUGUCUCCUGCAUCCUGGUCAAGACCCUGAAGAUCUUGCUGGCCUUCCAGUUCAAUCCUGAGCUGCAGGAGGUUCUGCGGAGGUUCUACCGGCCCUAUGUCAUCGUCAGCAUCAUUGUGGCCUUGCAGAUAGUUAUCUGCGUCUGCUGGAUGGUCCUCGAUGGCCCUUUUGAAAUGAUCAACUCCGAACCCAAUAUUCUGCUGAAGCAAUGUGCUGAGGGCUCAGUAGUUGCCUUCUGGAUGAUGUUAGGCUACAUAGCCAUCCUAGCUUUUGUGUGUUUCGUUUGUGCCUUCAAAGUACGCAGACUUCCACAGGACUACAACGAGGCAAGGUUCAUCACCUUCAGCAUGCUGCUCUACCUGAUCUCCUGGCUGAUCUUCAUCCCCGUUUACAAGACCAAUUCAGGAAUAUACCAGUCGGCGGUGGAGAUGGUCAUCAUCCUCAUCUCCAAUUACGGCAUCCUCAGCUGCCAUUUCUUCCCAAAGUGCUACAUAAUCCUCUUUAAGAAGGAGAAAAACACCAAGAGUGCUUUCAGGAAGAAUCUGUACGAGUAUUCCAAUAAAACCAGUGACUGUUUCUCUGUGUCAGGGUGUUCAGGGUCAGAGUUCCAGUCCAGCAGUCAGCUCGUCACCAUCAGUGCUCUGUCCCUCUCUGUGCCUGCAGAUCACCCUCUCAAACCUGCUGUGGUGACGGACAGCAGAGACACGAACACACCUGUGCACCCGUGCAGAAGACGGCACAAGGGGCACUGCCUCAGGAGAAGCAUCAGCAUGUGACUGACAGUAGAAAUCUUUUGUAAAUUCUAAAGGCUUUACAUUUCAAGAUCUGAAGUGAGAGGUCACGUGUUUUUUAGAUAUAACCUGAGGACGCUCUGUGAAUACUGGACUCUUGUAUACUGGUUGUCAUGUCAGCAGACAUCAGCGCUCACACAGACAUUACAGUCUGCAGACUGUUACAGCUGAUAGUGUGUUUGCAUACUCCACCCAAUCAGCCAGAGCCUGGGUGUAGCUGUGGUUAGCUGCCAUCCUGGGACUUUGUCUGUAGCACUGAGGGUAUGUGACCACAGCUGCCACCCAGCAUGAGCCUGUCUGUGUUCAGUUAGUGAGUUAUUUCAUCCCACGGGAAGUAAAGAUUGGAAACAGAUGGAAGAACAUAUGUUACAGAGCCUAAACAUUGAUAUGUUUAUAUUUCAUGAAAACACUGCCAAAGCCCAACUGAAGCAUCACUUAACAUGAAGUUAUGUACAAAGAUCCCUGGAAUCAACACAGUCUCUUCAAUAAACCAGCCACUUCGGCAGAAGCCAAAUAUCACAGUAAAUACAGUCAUAAAAUGGAAUAAAUGGACAGACGUAGGAAUAAAAUAUAAACAAAUAUUCUCUAGUAACUGCUUUAAAACCUUUAAUGAAUCCAUCAAUGAACAUAAAUUUCCAAUAAGUGAAUAUUUACAUUACACCAUUCUACAGCUUUCUGUUAAAACACUUACAAACUGAGCACAGACAUGCACAAAGUUGAAAACAUACUUUUUAAGCACAACUUGUUCCAUAGAAAUAUUCAAUCAAACAUUUUUACACAAUGUUAAAUUUAAGAGCUGUGCAGUGAAAUGGAUCAGGGACCUCCAUACACUAAAGGAUAUUUCCUGGAGGGACAUGUAGAACAACUGAAGUCAGCCCUUCAAAACACCAAACAGACUAUAUUACCCUCCAUCACCAUGUACAGAAUGGGAAUAUGGGGUGAUAGUUAAUGUAUAAAGUGUGGUGCUGCUGGAGAAACUCUGCUCCGUCUGCUGUGGGACUGACUCAAAAUGAAAGAGCUCUGGUUUGGAAUAACAGAGGACCAACACUAACACAGCCAUUCCACUCACACCUCAAACAUUUACAUAGCUUCAGCAGAGUUCCUUCAAAGAAUAAAAAUGUCUUUCUCUCAUUAUGUACGCUCACAAAGAAGGUAAUGAUGAACUACUGGAUUUCCCCAAACACACCAACACACAAAGAAUAAGAAAAGGUAGCUUUUAGACUAGAGAAGAAUGAGCCAGAUUAUAAUGUGACAUGGACUCCAGUGGAAAGACACCUACUGUCAAUAUAAAGAAGGAGGGAAGCAGGGAAAAAAUCAGACAGCAAUAUUAUAUCCUAUUACUAUUAUUAUUAUUAUUAUUAUAGUGUUGUUGUUGUUGUUGUUGUUGUUGUUGUUGUUAUGAUUUCGUUUUCUCCUCUGAUGUAGACGAGACCGACAACACUUUCUGAGUAACUCUCUCAGUUACUCAGAGACUUUUCGUUCCAGACCAACCAAACGUUCACAUGUUAAAUUUACAUCUGCAGCUAGUCGCCCAUACCAUUUAAAGAUGAUUAAAAAUACAUUCAAUUUCACUAAUUAACUUUUGCUUUUUGUCUCAAUAAGAAUAGUAUUCUGAAAGUGUGAAUUAUUUUACAAUAAUAUUAUAGUAUUAUUUAUUUAUUUAAUAAUAUUUAUCAUAGUUAUUUUUUGCUUUUGUAAUGUUUUGUGUAGAACAUAGAACUUACUUAAAUCUGUCUAUUUUAUUGCUAGUAAUAAUCAGAUCAGGCAAAUAUAUUAUAAGACUAUGAGAGGCUAUAACAAAAUAAUUCUCAAAAUAACUUCUUUGUAUUUUAUGUUAAAAUGAACAAUUAUUGUUGCAUUUGUUUUGCUAUGGGACAAAAUCAGCUGCAUAUUUUGUUUAUUUUGAACUAAAACAUUGAAACACACUGUUGUGUGGUCUGUUGUGAUUUAGCUGCUCAGCUUGGAGACAGUUACAACAACUUGUUUCAUCCGUCUUCAUCCUGUCAGCCAUGACAGAACAUCAGAGCUAGACACGCUGACACACGCUAAUCAUGUCAUUAGAAGUCAACACAACAAAGAUUCAAACCAGGAAAGUUUGAUUAAUUCAAACUAAAAAGCUCAGGACAGUUUGACAAAAAUACAGCUUGUGAAAAAAAACUUUCGUACCAAAACAAUAAAUGAACAAAAAAUAAAUUAAGCAGCAGCAAGUGUUGAAUGUGUCUUCUGUCUUCUUGGUGGGGGGAGGGUCUAAGUGAGCAUGAGCAGUAUGUCAUCACUCUUGGUUAGAAAUGAUGGGCUCACUUGUUUGCUGAAUUAAUACUAGCAUUAUGUAACUUUUGUCCUUUCUGUUUGUAUUGAACUAAUAAAGGGAAAAGAAAAUCAUGUCUGUGUUCACACGUCUGUGACAAACAAGGGCGUAGAUUUGCAUAUGGAUGGUGGGGACAGUUCACACUGUGUUUGGAGUAAAAUCAUUAUAUAAUCCCUGUGCCCUACCAGAGGCUACGUCUCCAGGACAACUGAUUUAAGCAUUUGAUUGGCUGAAAGGGCGGGGACAAUAUCACACUUAUUGUCAGAUAUGGCGGUCAGUGUGCACGGUCGUAGUCAAAAGAGACAUCAGGAGCUUUUUCACCAUCCAAGAGCGUCAGUAAUAUGUAGUAAACUAAUUAUCCAUCAGUCACAGUUAUUCAAAACCUGUUAUAGCUACCUAACCCCGCCAGCCUCACAUUAUUAGAUUGUUGGU